This is a messenger RNA of Platichthys flesus (European flounder), 1501 nucleotides long. RefSeq names its product dual specificity phosphatase 29-like. The record is from RefSeq and is a predicted model, not a curated record. The transcript is spliced from 3 exons. Lineage: Eukaryota; Metazoa; Chordata; Actinopteri; Pleuronectiformes; Pleuronectidae. Bases 35 to 631 code for a protein of 198 amino acids. Gene Ontology annotation, biological process: protein dephosphorylation; negative regulation of MAPK cascade. Gene Ontology annotation, cellular component: cytoplasm. Gene Ontology annotation, molecular function: MAP kinase phosphatase activity; protein tyrosine/serine/threonine phosphatase activity.
AAUAAGUCAAAUUUAGUUGGUGGAGUAUCCAGACAUGCCCAGAGGCCUCGGCUGCCCGGUGAGCCCUGGGGGGGCGGGAGGCAGAUACGAGACCCCCCCGGCUUCAGAGCUCCAGAGGCUGAUGUGGACAAAGAAAGGGAGCUGCAACCAUCUGGAUGAGGUUCAGCCCAGGAUCUAUAUCGGAGACAUGUACGCAGCCAAAGACAAGAGGACCCUCCAGGCUCACCACAUCACCCACGUGCUCAACGCUGCCGACGGGAAGUUCAACGUGAACACGGGGCCGAGCUUCUACCGACACACCAGCAUCACUUAUCAUGGAGUGGAAGCUUUUGACAUGGCGUCCUUUAACUUGAGCCCCUUCUUUUACUCAGCCGCCAAUUUCAUCAAGAACGCUCUGAGCUCGCCCACAGGUAAAGUGUUUGUCCACUGCGCGAUGGGCCUCAGCCGCUCGUCCACCUUGGUCCUGGCGUAUCUGGUGAUCCACGGGAACAUGACGCUGGUGGACGCCAUCAAAGCCGUCAGCGUGAACAGGAACAUCUCGCCCAACGCCGGCUUCCUGGAGCAGCUGAGAGAGCUGGACAAACAACUGCACUACCAGGGGUCCUCGAGGAGCGGCACCAUGCGAACUUGAGAUCCAAUCAGACCUUGAUAGUGGAUCCCCAUGUUGCCUCCUGUCAGUUUGAAGUUUUUAAAUACCCUAGACUUCAAGGUAACCCUCUGACUUCAUCUUUUUACUGUCACAAAGACAUUUGGGUUGUCAUUUGGAAUGAGGUCUGCAACUGUGGAGUGAAGUCGCACCCGUCACACAUGCUCAGCCAAUUGCAAGUCAGACUCAUGAUGUUAAAUAAAUAAAUAAAACAAACCAGAAGAAUCCACACGUGAACAUACAUCAGUGUGAUAAGAACGACCUGGAAUGACAGAAAGCCUCUCCGAGAGAAUAUCUAUUUAAUGGGUACUUUUUAAUUUGUCCCUUGUCCCAUCCACUCACAUGGAGGAGGUGGGGCUUAGCACCUAUACUGCAGCCAGCCACCAGGUGGUUGGGGAUCAAAAUGUUUUGGCUUCACUUCUGGGAAGCUGUCAUCCAUCUUUAUAACAGUCUUUGUGUUGAAUCACAUUGCAUUAAAUCGCACUGCAUGGUGAUAGCUGUGAAUCCUAACGCAUUAGCAGCUGCUGCGUACGCGUCUUCAAUGCAUUGGAUCGCUGACAGUGACGGAGAGUCCCGCGUUGGCACCGAGCGAGUGCACGAGGACGCACAGGCUGGUGCGAGCACAUGGGACCCACUGGUUUCACACCACUCCCCCGACACUGUUGGUGGCAGCGCGGAGCAAAGAGGUGUCGUAAUACGCCAACAGAGGAAGGAAGCAGACUGCGGGCGUACAUUAACACAUUUGUGAAUUAUACACAGAAAUACAGAAUGUAAAUGUUUAUGGAUUUAUGAGAAAAAAACUCUACAGGGGACUGGUAAACUACACAGAAAUACAAAUAAAUCAUUUAUAAUUCC